AUGGUUCUUGUCACGUACGUGUUCAGCUCCCUACGACGAAUCCCUGUAAUCCCUACCCUCGAUAGGAAAAUACAGGAGGUCGAGUCGCAGAUAGAGGCAACGGAGGAUGCACUAAAAUUAUGCAAGGACAAAGACGAGUUGGCCCACUUGCGCGAGAAGGAGCGCCAACUCCGCGAGGAGAAGCGCCAACUCCGCGAGGAGAAGCGCCAACUCCGCGAGGAGAAGCUCAAACUUCGCGAUGAGGAACUCUUGCGUCUCAAGAUGCAAUCCUCUGCAUCUGGCCUGGGCGUGGGGAGCACAGCAGGAGCUGACUUGCUGCCUCUGGCUGCCAGCGCGGCAGCUGGCCUGGGCCUGGGGAUCCUGGCAGGGGCUGGUGCACCAGCUCCAAGGCGGCUGGUGGAUAGUGCGGCCAAGCUGCACUACAAGGUCAACAACAAUGAUAUCGUGGAGCUGCAUUACAGCGACUCAGUGCUGUCAUACAUAGAUGUGGCGAGGGUGGACACUGCGAGGAUGGACAAAACGGGCAAGUCGUUCACCCUGGAGCACGUGGUUCCUGCGGUGGUGGCGGAGGUGCUGCGCCAGCAGGGAGGGGAGGGCCCCCUGGCAGGCAUGGUGGCCCUGCGCCUGAACUGUGGUCUGCUGCAACGGCAGGCAAGUGCUACGGCCAUGUUGCGGGACCUGCUGGGUAUGCUGCUGAGUUGGGCACGCAAGGAGCAUGUGCCCAUGCAGGAGGGUGCUUUGGAGGCUGCAGAGGAUGUGCUGGGGCGGCGCUUCUUCAGCACCGACCGUGGCUUGCUGGGCCACACCAUCCGGGAGUUCCUCAAGGCGGUGGAGGUGCCGGUGCUCGUGUUAUGCGACGAAAUGCAGAGCCUGUUCCUGCCGACCAUUGACGGCAAGCUGGAUGCAAGCGGGGCUGCAUAUAUCCGGAACUCAUUCAUGAAGCUGCUGCUGGUGUAUGGCUCCCACACCAUGCUGUGGUGCAUAACCGGCAGCUCCAUGGUGCAGACCUGGAUUAGCCUGGCCGACAUGCCGCCCAAUGGCUACACAGUCAUCACUGGUGCCAGUGCCGUGAACCUACCGGCAACCUACAGGCCCGAGCACAUGAGCUUGGCAUGGGAGCUGCUGAAGAGCUCCAAGGCCGGAGUGCAGCUGGACCCCAAGCUGCUGGAGCUCUGCCCUCCAUCCAUAGCACUCCUGACAGUCCUGGUGGAGGACUGGAUUGAUGCUCUACCCCCCCUAGGCCUGGAUGUGACUGCCUUCAUCCGUGGAUUCAUGAGGAUGAAGCUCAUUGACGAGUCACGAAAGGAGUGGAAGCUGGGCCUGGAGGGCAUGUCAUUGUUGCAGCGCAUCACUGUGCUGGACUUGGCGUUUCCAGAUGUGGGGGCACGGAUCGACACAGAUCUGCACCCCGGCUUACAGUGCUUACAGCGAUUCCUGGAGCCGCACCUGGAGAGGAAGACGGAUGGGCGCUACUACUUCCGUGACCCGCACCAGCGUCAGAUUGUGCGGUUGGUGAUCAACCAGGAUGGCACACUGCGGGAGAGCUGGAGCAGCCUGGAGUUCAGUGCCACCCUAAUGCAAUUGGACACGAUGGUGAACCUACUCCGCCUCGGUGAGGCAGCUGACUACCUGCUUGGGCCCCGUGCAAGCCUCCGGUGGGAGCGUGAAAAGCCACCAGCUGGGAUGGAUGAGUUUACAGCCAAGUUGCAGGCCAUUGCAGACAAGACCGCCACCAAGUUGGCAAGCGACCAGGGUGGCGUGGUGUUGGGCCUUCAGGAACUGUGGGAGCGGCAGUCUUGGUUCCAGAAGGUGCUGUCAUCGAAGUGGAAUGACCGACUACAAAAUGACUACAAGCAGGCACGGUGCACUCACCUGGCCAUGCUGGUGUUCUACCUGCGGCUGAGCCGGAACGUGCUGGUCCAUGCGAAGCCUUGGGAUCAGGAGCACGACAUCCCGGUGAAUGUGGAUGUAAUUGAGGCGCUGCCCAGGGUGCUGGGACAGUCCUUGCUUGGCUUCAAUGACGACAUCGUCAGGGCGCUGCGUGUGCUGUCACGCCACACCAUGGAAAAGGACACACAGUUUCGUGCACAGCUAUCAGGCAGUGGUGGCGGCAGCAUUGAGGGGUUGACUGAUGAUGAGGGCAGCAGCAGUGGCGGCCUGAGUGGCAGCACUGGCAGCAGCAGCAGUGGUGCCCAGCCUAGCAGCAGCAGUGGCACCCAGCCUGGGGGCAGCAGUGGCACCCAGCCUGGCAACAGCAGUGGCACCCGGCCUGGGGGCAGCAGUGGCACCCAGCCUGGAGCAGUGGCACCCGGCCUGGGGGCAGCAGUGGCACCCCGCCUGGCAGCAGCAGUGGCACCCCACCUGGCAUCAGCAGUGGCACCCGGCCUGGUGGCAGCAGUGGCACCCGGCCUGGUGGCAGCAGUGGCACCCAGCCUGGCAACAGCAGUGGCACCCCGCCUGGCAGCAGCAGUGGCACCCGGCCUGGGGGCAGCAGUGGCACCCGGCCUGGGGGCAGCAGUUGCACCCAGCCUGGCAACAGCAGUGGCACCCGGCCUGGGGGCAGCAGUGGCACCCCACCUGGCAGCAGCAGUGGCACCCGGCCUGGGGGCAGCAGUGGCACCCCGCCUGGCAGCAGCAGUGGCACCCCGCCUGGCAACAGCAGUGGCACCCGGCCUGGUGGCAGCAGUGGCACCCCGCCUGGCAGCAGCAGUGGCACCCGGCCUGGGGGCAGCAGUGGCACCCGGCCUGGGGGCAGCAGUGGCACCCGGCCUGGGGGCAGCAGUGGCACCCCGCCUGGCAACAGCAGUGGCACCCGGCCUGGGGGCAGCAGUGGCACCCCACCUGGCAACAGCAGUGGCACCCCGCCUGGGGGCAGCACUGGCAGUGGUGCCCCGCCUGGCAGCAGCAGUGGUACCCCGCCUGGGGGCAGCAGUGGCACCCGGCCUGGGGGCAGCAGUGGCACCCGGCCUGGGGGCAGCAGUGGCACCCGGCCUGGGGGCAGCAGUGGCACCCGGCCUGGGGGCAGCAGUGGCACCCGGCCUGGGGGCAGCAGUGGCACCCCGCCUGGCAACAGCAGUGGCACCCCGCCUGGCAACAGCAGUGGCACCCCGCCUGGCAGCAGCAGUGGCACCCGGCCUGGGGGCAGCAGUGGCACCCGGCCUGGGGGCAGCAGUGGCACCCGGCCUGGGGGCAGCAGUGGCACCCCGCCUGGCAACAGCAGUGGCACCCGGCCUGGGGGCAGCAGUGGCACCCCACCUGGCAACAGCAGUGGCACCCCGCCUGGGGGCAGCACUGGCAGUGGUGCCCCGCCUGGCAGCAGCAGUGGCACCCCGCCUGGGGGCAGCAGUGGCACCCAGCCUGGCAGCAGCAGUGGCACCCAUGGAUGCAACGGGGUCUGUGGUGCUGCAGGUCAUUGUGUAA
This is a messenger RNA of Volvox carteri f. nagariensis, 3420 nucleotides long. RefSeq lists its product as uncharacterized. The record is from RefSeq and is a predicted model, not a curated record. NCBI's taxonomy places the organism in Eukaryota, Viridiplantae, Chlorophyta, Chlorophyceae, Chlamydomonadales, Volvocaceae. The coding region runs from base 1 to 3420 and encodes 1139 amino acids. The transcript is spliced from 13 exons.